Messenger RNA from Dothidotthia symphoricarpi CBS 119687, 534 nucleotides. RefSeq lists its product as uncharacterized. The record is from RefSeq and is a predicted model, not a curated record. NCBI's taxonomy places the organism in Eukaryota, Fungi, Ascomycota, Dothideomycetes, Pleosporales, Dothidotthiaceae. The transcript has 3 exons. The coding region runs from base 1 to 534 and encodes 177 amino acids.
AUGCGCUUCUCACUCCCCGCCGCAGUCCUAGCCAUCGCCAGCCUCACCUCAGGCUUCACAAUCCCCGAAGGUCUCGCAGAGGGCGUCUACACAGCCAGCAUCAACGACGACGGCACCCACAACUUCACGCUCAUCAGCGACACUCCGUCCGCGCCCUCCGUUCCAGCGCUCAGCAAGCGCGCCACGACCUGGCCCUCAGGCACCAAGCCCGUCUGCACCGGCGGAACCAUGCUGGGCCACUACGACUUCUACGACGGCGGCGCAUGGGGCAACUUUUGGAGCCACUGCCAAAGCCUCGGCGGCACGAAGAUCGGCUCCGGUUCCUCCAUCUUCAGCUACUGGGGUAAUGCGGUCGCCUAUAUGUGCGCGUACGGUCCUAACCCGUGCUCGGUCGUCGAGUGGGGCGAUGCGGUGAAUUGGGCGCAGAAUGCCUGCCCGUAUACGAGUGGCGCUUAUGUUGAGCCUGCUUAUCUCAAUAUUCCGAGCUGGAAGAAGUCUUACGGAUACACCAAUUCCAAAACUAGCUUUUGCUGA